Molecule: messenger RNA, 2525 nt
Organism: Ochotona princeps (American pika)
Lineage: Eukaryota; Metazoa; Chordata; Mammalia; Lagomorpha; Ochotonidae
Gene: LETM1
Product: leucine zipper and EF-hand containing transmembrane protein 1
Exons: 14
Coding region: 179-2380 (733 amino acids)
Biological process (GO): intracellular monoatomic cation homeostasis
Cellular component (GO): mitochondrial inner membrane
Molecular function (GO): calcium ion binding; ribosome binding
Source: RefSeq, a predicted model, not a curated record
ACCUGCCGGCCGCCGGCACCGGAGGCCCAAUGGGAGCGGCCUUCGGGCCGCCGGCUCCGCCCCGCCUCUCGGCCGUCCGCGCCGCUGCAUGGCCGCCGCCGGGUCCCGGAGCUGAGCGCCGCCCGAGCAGGAGCACCGGGAAGCCGCCGCAGCGCACCCGACAGGCGCGGCCGGGCGCAUGGCGUCCAUCUUAUUGAGGAGCUGCCGCGGCCGGGCGCCAUCCCGCGCCGCCGGCCCGAGGGGUGGCCUCAUGGGCCGUGCCUGCCUCAGCUGUCCCAGCGCCGUGGGGCUGGUGAACUGCGCGAAUGUUCCGUGGGGCUGCUGUGCGCUGGCCCACCCCUCACACCUUCCCCUCCGAGGCGAGCACCUCGGCCCGUGGACUCCGCAGCUCUGGCCACCGGGCACGGUGGGCAGGGCUCUGUGGGCGCCGGCCGCGGCAGGCUCCCUGGUGGUGGGACCCUGGCACCUGGCGGUGCGCGCCUGGCACUCCUCGCGUCCCCUGGCUGAGGACUCAGUGGUGGAGAAAUCGCUCAAGUCCCUGAAGGACAAGAACAAGAAGCUGGAGGAGGGCGGGCCUGUGUACAGCCCCCCGACGCCCGUGCUGGAGAGGAAGUCCCUGGGACAGAAGGUGCUGGACGAGCUGAAACACUACUACCACGGCUUCCGCCUGCUCUGGAUCGACACCAAGAUCGCAGCGCGCAUGCUCUGGCGCGUCCUGCACGGCCACACGCUCUCUCGCCGGGAGCGCAGGCAGUUCCUCCGCAUCUGCGCAGACCUCUUCCGCCUGGUACCCUUCCUGGUCUUCGUGGUGGUGCCCUUCAUGGAGUUCCUGCUGCCUGUGGCCGUGAAACUCUUCCCCAAUAUGCUGCCAUCCACAUUUGAGACCCAGUCCAUCAAGGAAGAGAGGCUGAAGAAGGAGCUGCGGGUGAAGCUGGAGCUGGCCAAGUUCCUGCAGGACACCAUCGAGGAGAUGGCGCUGAAGAACAAGGCAGCCAAAGGCAGCGCCGCCAAAGACUUCUCGGCCUUCUUCCAGAAGAUCCGGGAGACCGGGGAGAGGCCCAGCAACGAGGAGAUCAUGCGUUUUUCCAAGCUCUUCGAGGACGAGCUGACGCUGGACAACCUGACGCGGCCGCAGCUCGUGGCGCUGUGCAAGCUGCUGGAGCUGCAGUCCAUCGGCACCAACAACUUCCUGCGCUUCCAGCUCACCAUGCGGCUGCGCUCCAUCAAGGCUGACGACAAGCUCAUUGCGCAGGAGGGGGUGGACAGUCUCACGGUGAAGGAGCUGCAGGCAGCGUGCCGGGCCCGGGGCAUGCGGGCUCUCGGCGUCACCGAAGACCGGCUGAGGGACCAGCUGAGGCAGUGGCUGGACCUGCACCUGCACCAGGAGAUCCCCACAUCGCUGCUCAUCCUGUCCCGAGCCAUGUACCUCCCUGACACCCUUUCUCCUGCUGACCAGCUCAAGUCCACACUGCAGACUCUGCCCGAGACUGUGGCCAAAGAAGCCCAGGUGAAGGCAGCGGAAGUGGAGGGCGAACAGGUGGACAACAAGGCCAAAUUGGAGGCCACGCUGCAGGAAGAGGCGGCCAUCCGCCAGGAGCACCGCGAGAAGGAGCUGCACGAGGCCGCUCAGGCAGCCGAGGCCACGAAGGACACGGCACUGGAAGAAGCAGAAGCUGCCCCUGGACGGCCAGACACAGAGCCUAAGCCGGAGGCCCCGGAGGUGACCCUGCCGUCCGAGGUGCUCAAGGACACGGCCCCUGUGCCGGAAGGCCUGAAGGAGGAGGAGAUCACCAAGGAGGAGAUUGACCUGCUCAGUGACGCCUGCUCCAAGCUGCAGGGGCAGCAGAAGGCGCUCAGCCGCGAGCGGGAGGAGCUGGAGCUGCUCAAGGAGGACGUGCAGGACUACAGUGAGGACUUGCAGGAGAUCAGGAAGGAGCUCUCCAGGACGGGGGAGGAGAAGUUCGUGGAGGAGUCCAAGGCCAGCCAGCGCCUCUCCAAACGGGUGCGGCAAAUGAUCGGGCAGAUGGACGGCCUGAUUGCACAGCUGGAGGCCGGGCCCCAGGCUGGCACAGCGAGCCCCACACAGGGCGCCACCGCAGGGGAGAACUUCAUCAGUGUGGAUGAGCUCAUCACGGCCAUGAAGCAGAUCAAGGACAUUCCAGAAAGCAAACUGCUCAGGCUGGCCUCAGCCCUGGACGACAACAAGGACGGCAAGGUCAACAUUGAUGACCUCGUCAAGGUGAUAGAGCUGGUUGACAAGGAGGACGUGCAGGUCUCCCCUAGCCAGAUGGCAGAGAUCGCGGCAACCCUGGAGAAGGAGGAGAAGGUGGAGAAGGCCAAAGGGAAGGCCGAGAAGGAGGCAGCAGAAGCCAAGAACUAGGUGCCCUGGUCUGGCCGCGGGCAUGUGUGCCUCCACCGUGAUCCCCGGAGGGUGGCACAUCAGGGCUGGACCACAGACCCCGAGUCAGACCACUGCUCACGUGCGCCAUUCCAUGAAGCUGCAGCCAGCCCUCCCAGAACCAUGG